UGAUCGUCAAAGAGCCGCCAGUGGAGCUCAGUUGCGGGUCGCCCCUGUGCUUCCAGAACCAGAACCGCAGCCCGUCCGGAACUUUGAUUCUUUCAAUCAGUCGCUGGUUGUUGCUGUUCAGAACCGGAACCAGAACCGAAACCAGAACCAGGGACCUGAGGACGGAGGGCAGAGCUUUCAGUUUGUUCACCUGAACAUGGCUUCAACCACCUGCACCAGGUUCACCGAUGAGUACCAGCUCUACGAGGAGCUGGGCAAGGGAGCCUUCUCUGUGGUGAAGAGGUGCAUGAAGAUCUCCACGGGACACGAGUACGCCGCCAAGAUCAUCAACACCAAGAAGCUGUCAGCCAGGGAUCACCAGAAGCUGGAGCGCGAGGCGCGGAUCUGCCGCCUGCUCAAACACGCCAACAUCGUGCGGCUCCAUGAAAGCAUAUCAGAGGAAGGAUUCCACUACCUGGUCUUUGACCUGGUUACUGGAGGGGAGCUGUUUGAGGACAUCGUGGCCCGAGAGUUCUACAGCGAAGCUGAUGCCAGUCACUGCAUCCAGCAGAUCCUGGAGGCCGUGCUCCACUGCCACCAGAUGGGCGUGGUUCACCGCGACCUGAAGCCGGAGAACCUGCUGCUGGCCAGCAAGCUGAAGGGGGCGGCGGUCAAACUGGCGGACUUCGGCCUGGCCAUCGAGGUCCAGGGGGACCAGCAGGCCUGGUUCGGUUUUGCCGGGACGCCGGGGUACCUGUCUCCAGAGGUCCUGAGGAAGGACCCGUACGGGAAGCCGGUGGACAUGUGGGCCUGUGGGGUGAUCCUCUACAUCCUGCUGGUGGGCUACCCUCCGUUCUGGGACGAGGACCAGCACCGCCUCUACCAGCAGAUAAAAGCCGGAGCCUAUGACUUCCCGUCCCCAGAGUGGGACACGGUGACGGCCGAGGCCAAAGACCUCAUCAACAAGAUGCUGACCAUCAACCCGGCCAAGAGGGUCACAGCCGCCGACGCCCUCAAACACCCCUGGAUCUGUCAACGCUCCACAGUGGCCGCCAUGGUCCACAGGCAGGAGACAGUGGAGUGCCUGAAGAAGUUCAAUGCCAGGAGGAAGCUGAAGGGAGCCAUCCUGACCACCAUGCUCGCCACUCGGAACUUCUCAGUAGCCAGGGGCCUGAUGAACAAAAAGACAGACGGCGUCAAAGAGCCUCAGACCACAGUGAUCCACAACCCGGCCGACGGAAACAAGGAGUCCAGUGAAAGCUCCAACACCACCAUGGAGGAUGAUGAUGUCAGAGCGCGUAAACAGGAGAUCAUUAAAGUGACGGAGCAGCUGAUUGAGGCCAUCAACAGCGGAGACUUUGAGGCCUACACGAAGAUCUGUGAUCCCGGCAUGACGUCCUUUGAGCCGGAGGCUUUGGGAAACCUGAUCGAAGGAACCGACUUCCACCGCUUCUACUUUGAAACAGCUCUGUCCAAAAGGAACCCCCAAGUCCACACCAUCCUGCUGAACCCCCACGUCCACCUGCUGGGCGACGAGGCCGCCUGCAUCGCCUACAUCCGCCUCACCCAGUACGUGGACGGCGGCGGAGUGCCGCGCACCAUGCAGUCAGAGGAGACCCGCGUCUGGCACCGCCGCGACGGCAAAUGGCAGAACAUCCAUUUCCACCGCUCCGGCUCGCUCACCGUCCCCACCAACUGAAGAUGCUCCUGGACCACAGCUGGCGUCCAGCAGUCGGCUGACCCCGCCCACCCCCUGGCCUUCGCUAUAGCUCCGCCCUCAGUUUGGGUCUGUGGUUCUGUUGGGCCGAUGAGGAGGAUCCACGGUUCUGGAGGUUCCAGUCGGCAGCAACAGCUUUAGAUCCAGAUGUUUAAGUCCCGCCCCCAUCGGCGUCAGUUUGAGCUCAGCUUCCUGCUGAAACUUUUCCUGCUCUGCUUUAAGCCCCCCCCCCCCGCUGCCCCCCCUCCCCCCUCCCCU
This is a messenger RNA of Cyprinodon tularosa, 1954 nucleotides long. RefSeq names its product calcium/calmodulin-dependent protein kinase type II delta 1 chain-like. The record is from RefSeq and is a predicted model, not a curated record. Gene Ontology annotation, biological process: protein phosphorylation. Lineage: Eukaryota; Metazoa; Chordata; Actinopteri; Cyprinodontiformes; Cyprinodontidae. Gene Ontology annotation, cellular component: cytoplasm; neuron projection. The coding region runs from base 197 to 1678 and encodes 493 amino acids. Gene Ontology annotation, molecular function: calcium/calmodulin-dependent protein kinase activity; ATP binding; calmodulin binding. The transcript is spliced from 19 exons.